CUCCGCCCCUCCUCCCUUCGUUAUUCAGACCGGGUUUUCAAUCCCUCAGCGCCGCAGCUUCCGGCCAGGAAAGGAAGACGCGUCCUGCUCACGCGCCCAAAGACGACGACGCGCGCGGAAGGGGUGGAGCUUGAUCCUGGUCAGCGCGGAGAAAAAGCGAAGCCCAGGCGGCUUGGGUGCGACUUCUGAGGGGUUGAAAGACACCCCCUCCCCCCCAUGGUUCAAACUUAAAACAGAUUUUGUCAAGCCUGGUAAGCCACCUUUUUCUAAAAUGAAUACCCAGAGUGAAGGAGAUCCCAAACCUGAGGGAGAUCAGAAGACAUUAGAGGUGGAUCCCAAACUAGUACCUGAGGGGGAUCCAAAACACGUAUCUGGAAGCCCAGGAAUUCAUCUAUAUUAUUGUGAGAUUUGUGAAGUUCCGUGUAUGAAUGCUAUAGCACUCGAGACACAUUUUUCUGGAAAAAAGCAUAAAACGAGAGAAAAAAUCCUGCAGAAAAGACGUGACCCAAUGUUAUCUAAAGAGCCAAUCCCAGUAAAGGGACAGCCUUCAAGAAAUCUGAGAUCUCUGAGAGAUUACAUGAAGGAUCCGAAUCGAGAAGAACCACUUAUAGGUUUGGAAUAUUUAGUCGAAAUACGGUUCCAAGGGAAAAGGUUUCCAUUCUAUGAAUGCCAACUAUGCCAAUUUACUACAGAGAUGUCACCAAUGAUACAACACCUCAUUGGGAAAAAACACAGGAAUUAUUAUCUUCUAAAACAUCAUCCAGACAAAGCAAAGAAAACCCCAGAUGAUUACAAAGAAGAAAAAAGUGUGUUUCUUAGGCGGGUAGCAAGAGAGGUAGAAAAGACAGAAGGUUUAAAAAUGUAUAAGUGUGAAGAUUUUGAAAGACUGAGCAAACGUUCAGCAAAGAACACAGCAAAGUUUGCUAAUAAGCGUGAGAAUGAUCCAGUUCGGAGAGAGAAAGCUCUGGAAUAUAUGGAAAACUUUGAGAUAACAUCAGAUAAAGAAGCAUCUCAAGUAAUAAACCUUGCGCAGUUGUUGUCAGAAGAUCUGAAGGCCUUCUGUGAAAAGCAAGCAACUCUCAACCAUAUUAAAAGCCUUCCAUCACUGCUAACACAAGGAAUAAGAAACGUCAACCAACAUAAGGCCAACAACCCAUUUGAACGCUACAUGAAUCAUCCAGGAGAAAGUUGGAAUCAUGGGUGCCUGACUAAUGAUCUUACACAAUUCCAAUCAUUGCAACAGCCUGCACCAAGUACUUCAUCCACCCCUGCCAACUCAUAUGCUUACCAAAUGAGGGAGAAAGUCUCUUCACAGGUCUUAAGUUGUCAAGAUCAUGCAACAAUGUCUGCUCUUGAACAUUCAUUUGCCCAUCAGCCAGGUGGCUUUGGUACUGGAAUUGAAUGGAUGAAGCAGUUCAACCAAUCUGCUUCUGCUUAUUUCCAGUUAGCACCAGUUAAAGAAAAGUCUUCCUCCUUCAGUACAUCCCAGGGCAGUUACAGAAAACAUUAUCAAGAAGGAAGACAAGUACCCAGUAACGAAAUUGCAGUGAAUAGACCAAGAAACUGGGACAGUUUUAGGAAUACACACGACUCAAAUGCAUGUUCUUUUAGUCCCAUCUUGCAUCCUCCUCCAGGAAGAUCCCAAGUAAGUUUCCCUUCACAAAACUGUCCUUCAUCGUAUCAUGAUGUGCUGGACAGUGGUAAUCAGAUGCCUGCACCUUCCAUUUCUUCUGAAAAAAGUGGACCUUACAAGCAGCUACAACCUUACUCAAAACCUGACCUUGAUGAUCUGGGAUUUCACUCCUCCUUUUCUAGUGGUAGUUUGUAUGAACAACAGAACACGCAAGCAUUUGAUGAAAUAUUUGGAAGUAGGAAUGUCCCCACGGCUGACAUUUUGAACCAACUUCGAGGAAAAGAUCCAGCCACAUUGAGAAGCAUGAUUCAACAGUUGCUACCCCGUUAUCCAGGCCUUCAGAACAUUGAUAUUUAUGCAUUUGCUCAAGCUUUGAGUGAAAUGAAUUAAAAAUCAAAUGAAUCUGAAAUGGAAGCUAUUCAAGGACAGAUCUGGAGGAAGAUGAUUCAACUGUAUCCAUCCUGUUGUCAAUAAGAAGCAAUGUUAAUUUCUGAAAUGUAGAAAUAUUCAACAUCUUCAUGUUUAAUAUAAACAAAAAGUUAUAAAUCCCUUGAAAGAUCACCCCGUUAUUCCUACAUGUAAAUACAACUCUUAACUUAAAGAAUAUGUUUGACAAUGUUCUCUUUUGAGAGUAUAAUAAAGGUAAUUUUUCCAGAAAGUGAUGUCAUGAGAGCAUACAAUAUACCUAUACCUACAGUUUCUUUGAAACAAGGAGCUACAUAACCAACACUGUAUUAAUCCAAAUCCUGAUACAUUCCAUCCUGGUCAUUGUAUGUUAAUCUCACUUUAUGGAGAACGUCAGAAAUGAUAUGGUUCAAAACAGUUAAUUAUAGAUAUGGAGGAUGAUCUUUUGAUUUCCAACCAUGAAAUCUGGAAGACAUUAGAAAUGUUAUACUAUAGUAUUGAAUAGGAAAUCUUGUUUGUUUUACAUAGGAAUAAGAAUUAAAUGAGAAGUUGAUACGCA
Molecule: messenger RNA, 2597 nt
Organism: Anolis carolinensis (green anole)
Lineage: Eukaryota; Metazoa; Chordata; Lepidosauria; Squamata; Anolidae
Exons: 16
Coding region: 272-2023 (583 amino acids)
Cellular component (GO): precatalytic spliceosome
Molecular function (GO): zinc ion binding; double-stranded RNA binding; single-stranded RNA binding
Source: RefSeq, a predicted model, not a curated record